This is a messenger RNA of Salvelinus fontinalis (brook trout), 3200 nucleotides long. RefSeq lists its product as uncharacterized. NCBI's taxonomy places the organism in Eukaryota, Metazoa, Chordata, Actinopteri, Salmoniformes, Salmonidae. The record is from RefSeq and is a predicted model, not a curated record. The transcript is spliced from 11 exons. The coding region runs from base 506 to 1774 and encodes 422 amino acids.
CCCCCUUCCCUUCCCGUCAGCUCGAGACCAACGGCAACAUCAUAGGCCUGUCCCGCUGAUCCACACCCGAGAAACGUAUUUAAGAGACAUACAUGCAGAUGGAUAAGAGACAUACAUUUGUUACAACGUGUCUGGUAUUUGACUGUUUGCUUGAAUGGAAAUGUUCACCCACAAUAUCCAUUUAUGAGAAAUCGACGAAAAUGGGUCACUUUUCCUUUAAAUGUUCUCUGUUGUUCUGCAUAAUAUACAGGAAGUGUGAGAGCAUUCCUCCCCAGCUGAUCUAGAGAGCCAGACGGAAGUCUCCUACUCAAGGGGCUUUAACAUUCAGCGGUGACCAGACAAGAGGACAGUGCUAUUGGUAAAUAUUGUCUGGAAUUAAUCCAAGUGGAUUAUCAGUGGGUGGUUUUAGUGGAGACACGGCGCGGUAUCACCACCGACUCCUGUCUUUCUCCCUGUCGGUCGGGUGGAUCUGCCGUGGUAGGACUGUCAUGAGCCCGGGCUGGGAAUGGCAUCCGUUCCCAGUGUUUGUAAGAAGGUCGGACCGGUGGAGGAGGAGAACGGAGAACCGGACCAUUCUCUGCAAGAGAUGUUGAAGGCGAUAGCCGACGAACGGAACCGUCUUACUAUCAGACAAGAAAUUAGUGGACUUGGGUGUUUUAAGGACGACCGCAUCGUGUUCUGGACAUGGAUGUUCUCCACGUACUUCAUGGAGAAGCUGUCGCCGCGGGAACAGGACGACAUGUUGUUUUACGUCCGCAGGAAGCUGUCAUACGUCAGCCCCGACCAAUCAGAAGGAAAGAAGGUAGAUGUGGAGGUGUACAGGAGAGACUCUAAGAGGCUUCCAGGUUUAGGAGAACCUGACAUCGACUGGGAGGAGAGUGUUUACCUGAAUCUGAUCCUAAUGAAGCUGGACUAUGUGGUGACGUGUGCUGUCUGCACACGCUCAGAUGCAGGAGACAUCCACAUCCACAGGAAGAAGUCUCAGCAAGUGUAUGCGUCUCCCAGUAAACACGCCAUGGACAGUAAAGGGGAGGAGUCUAAGAUGAGCUACCCCAACAUCUUCUUCAUGAUUGACAACUUUGAGGAGGUGUUCUGUGACAUGACGGUAGGAGAGGGGGAGAUGGUGUGUGUGGAGUUGGUAGCCAGUGAUAAGAGCAACACGUUCCAAGGAGUCGUCUUCCAAGGUUCCAUCCGCUACGAAGCUCUGAAGAAGGUUUACGACAACAGAGUGAGUGUGGCGGCUAAGAUGGCCCAGCGCAUGUCGUUUGGCUUCUACAAGUACAACAACAUGGAGUUCGUCAGGAUGAAGGGGCCGCAGGGCAAAGGUCACGCUGAGAUGGCGGUGAGCCGGGUCCCGACCGGAGACACGUCCCCCUGCGGCACAGAGGAGGACCUGGACUCACCCCUACACGAGAGGGUGACGUCGUUCAGCACCCCUCCCACCCCGGAGAGGAACCGCCCCUCGUUCUUCUCCCCUUCUCUCCGUCGGAAGGUCCCCAGGAACCGUAUCACUGAGAUGAAGAAGAGUCACUCAGCCAACGAUAGUGAAGAGUUCUUCAGGGAAGAAGAUGACGAGGACCUGUGUAACCAGUCCAACCUGCGGUCUCGCUCCCUGUCGGGUACAGGUCGGUCCCUGGUGGGAUCUUGGCUCAAACUGAACCGUACGGAGGACUACUUCCUGCUUUACUCCCACCUGACCUACGUCACCCUGCCGCUGCAUCGCAUCACCUCAGAUAUCCUGGAGGUGAGACAGAAGCCCAUCCUGAUGACAUAGCAGAUCAGAGCUCCCAGUCCUCCUAACUGCCCCAGAGCCUCCCUACUAAGUGCCUUCCUUUAUCAGGCCCUGACUAACACCACUACAACUCAGUGGUGACAUGGAAAACUACCACCAUCUGGUGGUGACGUGGAGGAAUUACAGCAACACUACCACCAUCUGGUGGUGACGUGGAGGAAUUACAGCAACAUUACCACCAUCUGUUGGUGAGGUGGAGGAAUUACAGCAACAUUACCACCAUCUGGUGGUGACGUGGAGGAAUUACAGCAACAUUACCACCAUCUGGUGGUGACAUGGAGGAAUUACAGCAACAUUACCACCAUCUGGUGGUGACGUGGAGGAAUUACAGCAACACUACCACCAUCUGGUGGUGACAUGGAGGAAUUACAGCAACACUACCACCAUCUGGUGGUGACGUGGAGGAAUUACAGCAACACUACCACCAUCUGGUGGUGACAUGGAGGAAUUACAGCAACACUACCACCAUCUGGUGGUGACAUGGAGGAAUUACAGCAACAUUACUGAUGGUGGUGACGUGGAGGAAUUACAGCAACACUACCACCAUCUGGUGGUGACAUGGAGGAAUUACAGCAACACUACCACCAUCUGGUGGUGACAUGGAGGAAUUACAGCAACACUACCACCAUCUGGUGGUGACAUGGAGGAAUUACAGCAACACUACCACCAUCUGGUGGUGACAUGGAGGAAUUACAGCAACACUCCCAUCUGGUGGUGAGGUGGAGGAAUUACAGCAACACUACCACCAUCUGGUGGUGACAUGGAGGAAUUACAGCAACACUACCACCAUCUGGUGGUGACAUGGAGGAAUUACAGCAACACUCCCAUCUGGUGGCGAGACAGAGAACUACAACCAAAGCUGGAGUCAAUGGCAAGAGAUGUCUAUAAAAAAAACUUUGGAACAAUGAAAACCAGCCAAUCAAAAAGUGCCUCUUCCCUCUGUCACGUUCCUGCUCGAUGAGGAUUCGCCGGUGGGUGCGAGGCGGUCGCCAGGGAAACGGGCAUAGCAACACACGAUCGUGAAGUGCCAUUGGCUGAACUCUUGACCUGAAACUAAAAUGAUUUAGAAUGUCUCUAGACAAAUCUAAAAUGGAACUCUAUUCCCAGUUUAGUGCCCUAACUUUGACCUUUAGCCCUAUGUGGACUCUGACCUAAAGUAGUGCUCUAUAAAGGGAAUAGGGUGCCACAGUCCUACUGACCCUGGUCUAAAGUAGUGCACUAUAAAGGGAAUAGGGUGCCACAGUCCUACUGACCCAGGUCUAAAGUAGUGCACUAUAAAGGGAAUAGGGUGCCAUUUUGGGCGACGUCUCUGUUUUCUUGUAAAUAUCCUGCUGCUUAACUAGUCACUGAUAAGCCUUUAGGAAAAGUUACGCUUCUUCUGACGGAACAUAAAGCUCCCUGUCUGUUU